AUGGGCGAAUCGAACCGACCGGCCAGCAAUCCGAAGCCAGCCAAAACCUUUGUGGUGAAGAAGGUGUCCGUGACAAGGAAAGUCGCCAAGGUCGUCAAAGGACCAGUACAAUUGGCCCAGAAGAUUUAUCAAUACGAAGCUCAAGUUUCCAAGAAAAUUCUGAAGAAAAGGUAAUGUUUUUGGAUUUUAUUGUUAUGUAUUUAGGAGAUUUUGAUGUCUUGAAUAACAUAGGAAGUAUAUUUAAAGAUUUUUUGUUUAAAAAUAAUUCAAAAGGGUCAGAGCUGCUUUGUAAAACAAUAUUUUAUGAAAAGACGUGAUUAUGUGACCAUUUUCGGCUAUUUGAAUAUAUUACACAUGGCCAAUUUUUAAAAAUGCUGUAAAGAACGAAAUUUAAUAGCUAGCUCACACGGUUUGAUAAAUUUCAAAGUGUCAUAGCUUCUUCUUGUUUUGAAAGUAAGAAGAAAAGGGGUUAUUUGUUUUUCCAUGCCUUUUCGAAUGUUUUCUCUGAUAGCUAGGUUUUUAAACGUGGGGUUUUUGCUCUUUCGCUCAAAACAAGCUAAUAAUGGUCAAAGUCUCCACCAUUAUGAUGGAGUUGACGCAGCUUAACAUGUUUUAUAUAAAUAAAAAGUAAGUGGGGCUUAAAAUGUUUAUGGGACAUCAAAAUUUAUAUUGUUAUAGAUAGAGCCGACUGAUUUAGCCAAUUUUAUUGUUUUUACUCGAAUUUUUGUUUUAAACUUGAAUUUUAAUCGUUCUGUUUUAGUUUGAAGCUUGUUUCGCCUUUGAAGACAUCCUUGCGGACGCCAGUUUUCAUUGACUGCUUUCCAAGACAUCUGAAGAUAGAGGACGAUUCUUAUGGUAAGUUAUUGAUUCUUUUGCUUUUUCUGUGUUUAGACUGCUUGGCUACACGUUGUUUGUGCUGUUCUACACGUAGUAAAAUGUAUUGCCAAACAUUUUUGCUUAAUUUUGAGUUAUUUUACUAACUUUUUGCUGUUUUAUCGUCGAUUUUGAUGGAUAACAUUAACUUUUUGGUGGUUAAUAUAGAAUAAUUUUUGCUGUGAACGUACUAAUGACUGUUUGUUGUAAAAAAAUAAACAAAUAUCUUUGGCAAAACAAUAAAUAACAAUAUAGAACAUGUAACACUACAAUAUUCAUAACCAGUUAAUUAACAAUUCACUAAACACGUUGAGUGAUCAAAGAACAACUACUAUUUACAAUAUUUUUUGAAAUUAUCUGAAAUCUAUGCGAAUUAGCAUUUUGUUUGUUAUAUUUGGCCAGUGCGGUCGACUUCUUUACACUUUUAACUUUUGUUUUUGUGAGUUCACUUUAGUUUAUUGCUUUGGGCGUGCACUGAUAUUAUUCAUUAUAAUUUUUGAUCUUAAAGAUAAUAAAAUAUUGUUUUUGAAAGUGGUUUUUUAGCUUAAAAAGCAUUGUUUGGGUAGAGAAUAAUAAGAAAAGUUGUUUUUUUUUAUUUUUAAAAUUAAAAAAAAUUUGAAAUUUAAAAAUUUAUGAAAAAAAUUUUGAAAAUUUAAGUUUGUUUGACAUUGUAGUGAAAAAUAUCGCUCAGCCUCUGUACAAAGUGUAAUUGGUCUCAAUUUCAGUUGCGAAUUUUGUGAAAUAAUCUAAAUAUGAGCUAUGUCAAUUACCAAACAAGUAAACCGAAACGGAGACGGAAGCGCCAAAAACAUCUAAAAAGUUUGUUUUUAAAGCUUUAUUAGGUCAUUUUUGAGCUUAGUAAGGACAUUUUAGAGCUUUAUCAGGUCUUUUUUAAGCUUUAUCUAGUCGUUUCAGAGCUCAUUAAGGCCAUUUUAGAGCUUUAUCAGGGGUUUUUAAAGCUUAAUCAGGGCAUUUUUAAGCAUUAUCAAGUCCUUUUUGAGCUUAAUCAGGACGUUUUUAAGCUUUAUCAAGUCCUUUUUGAGCUUAAUCAGGGCAUUUUUAAGCUUUAUCAAGUCCUUUUUGAGCUUAAUCAGGACGUUUUUAAGCCUUAUCAGGCCAUUUUAGAGCUUUAUCAGGUCAUGAUUAUACCCUUUGUGCCAUUUUUAAGUUAACUGUCCUCUCUCUCAUGACUGUCUGUGGUCAAAAAUAAAAAUAUUUCAGACUUUAGGCCUAAAACAAUCAAAUUUUAAUUUAUUUCAAAUUUUUCGAAGUCCCAAUUAUCUUGUACUAACCUGUAUGUUGUGCUGUGAGUGUGCCUAACUGUCAACCUGCUUUUGUGUUCAAAUAGACGCUUUUAAGUACAAAUUAGAUGCUUUUAUGUCCCAAUUAGAUCAUGUUGUUCAUAUCAAAAUUCACUUUUUGUAGCGGAAGACUGUCGGGUUUCGACGGUGGCGGCCGAAGUCAGGACGGUGGAGUUGUUGGCGGCGAGCGAAGAGGCGCUCGAAACCAGAAGCCUGAACCUAGAAUGGAGCGCUGAAGACGUGGAGCAGUUGCGGAUUGCCGCCGGCAAAGAACAGCGUAAAUAUUGUAUUAUAGUAGGCAAAAGUUGGUAUUAUAGGGCUGACGAAGGCAGAAAAUGUUAUAUUAUAGUAGGCAAAGUAGUGUAAUAGAGCUAAAUAGGGCUGUAAAAGUUUUAUAGUAGGCAAAGUAGUAUUGUAGAGCUAAAGAGGGCUGUACUAUAUACUAAAAUGCAAUAUAGUACUAGAGAAAGUGGUACAGAAGUACAAAGAAAAUAGAAUGUUGAGCUGAAUAGUCGGAUUAUUUUAUUGGUAUACCUAAAAAUUGAUAUUUUUGUUAGGCGUGAAGAAUAAUAUCGAAUUUUUUAAAAAUUUUAUUGAAAAAUCGAAAAGAAAAAUUAAAAAUUUCAGAAUCCAGAACACUAGAAGCACCAUGGAAAGGCCCAGUAACGUUGGAAAGCAUCCCAAAAGAAGUGGCAUUAAGUUGUAGUGGCUGUGGCUUCCUAGGAACAUAUCAUUUCGGAGUUAUGGUCUGUUUCAAACGACAUGCCAAGGUAAGAUUUUGAAAAAUAUUGUAAAAUACGCUUGGAAUAAUGGAGGUAGUGAUUAAAUGGCAAAAACUUUCUUUGCAAUACGAAAAAUGGCAAGAACUUUCUUUAAAAAAAGAAAAAUGGUGAGAACUUUCUUUACAAACGAAAAAUGGCAAGAACUUUCUUUACAAUUCAAAAAACGGCAAAAACUUUCUUUACAAAACAAAAAAUGGCAAAAACUUUCUUUACAAUACGAAAAAUGGCAAGAAAUUUUCCUACUACAAGGUCAACAUUACCUAUUUCAGACCCUCUUAAGCCACGUAACAAAGUUUGCGGGAGCCUCGGCCGGCUCACUCGUCGCCUGCCUAAUGUGCUACAACCCGGACAGUCUGGAAGCCGGUCUAAGACAAAUGUAUCAGCUAGCCGACGAAAUGAAUCGACUCAAGCUAGGCGCUCUAACCCCUGGCUUCUACCUGAACGAACGAUUGAAGAAGAUUAUCGACGAAUUCCUACCUAAUGAUCUGCCUCAACCGAAACAUAGCCUCAAUGUGUCAUUAACGAAACAAACUGGUCGAACUAAUGUCAUUGUGGACAGGUUUAAAGACAGAGACCAUCUGGUACAGUGCUUGUUGGCUAGUUGUUAUAUACCUAUGUAUUCGAUGGGGUAUUAUGCUACUCCACCUGAAAUUGAUGGGCAGGUGAGUGGAAAUGGGUUUUCUGAGGUGGUAUGGCUAUUAUAAGUAUGUAUGAGUUGGCUUUAGAAAAUCCUUGCGUUUUUGAAAUUAAAAACUUGAUAUUCAUCGAUUUUUUGUCAUUUUUAAGCGAUUUUCUGGCGUUUUUAAACGAUUUUUAAAUUUUUCUUGCAUUUUUUAAAUAUUUUAUGCCAUAUCUAACCUCUAGAUUGCGCAAAACCUCUUAUAUUGUCUAUUGCCAUAGCAAUAUGGCUCUUUUAAACCUUGCGCACCCAUAGUCGAGUGGCUAAGCAACUCACUUUUGACUCAAAACCUCGUAGUUUCGGCGAACGCCAGAGAAACCCGGUUUUAACCUCAAAAAUAAGCCUAAAAGUGAAUAAAACAAUGUCGAUGAUGUCCGAUACUAACUACACACACACUUUUGAUCUUAUUUGACCGUUCAAAGACCAGUUUCGAAGGUAAAAAAAAUGUCGAGAUUGGGGUGUGGACUAUGAGAAUAUCCCGAACUGAGACUUGUUUUUUGCCAUUUUUGGCCGAUUUUUGAGGCAAAAAUGAGGUUAAAGGGGUGAUUUUAGAGGUAUUGAUGUUUUUUAUCAAAGGGCUUGGUUAUUUUUUGAAAUUUUAUAAAAAAAAGUUUGAAAAAGUUAAAAUUUUACAAAAAAUUGAAAAAAAACCUUUUAGUUGUACAUUGACGGUGGCUACACGAACAAUUUGCCCACAUUCGAAAGCAUGCCAACUAUUACAAUAUCACCAUUCAGUGGGUCGGCCCUAAUUGCACCAGCCGACACGAAUCUGUUCGAAUGGCGAAUGUCACUGGGCAACCAACUUAUGAAGGUAUGUUUUAUUAAGUUAUGACAUUUUUUGUUGGCAUGAUAAGGCUUAUAAAAUGAUAAUGAAGGGUGAAGAAGAAUGAAAAAUAAAGAAGCCAAACGUUUUGUGAAGUGUGGUUUUUAUACCUAAAAACUAACAAAAUUGCCAUUUUUGAAGACUAUAAAGUUAAAAAUUGCGAUAACUUUCUUUCCACUACCCUAAAAACCUUAAAAACUUUGUUUUCACCUAUUGUUCUUCGAACUUUUUAUAAUCAAACGCACCGUUGCUUAACUUGCCAGAUCGGUCGGGAUCGCGCGUUCGCACUGUGCAAAGAAGACAAAUGGCGCUGCACGGUGCAGAAAUUAAUUUUUUGGCAAUAACUUUGUAUACAAUGACUUAAUAUGGCAUUUUAAAAGAUUUUUGAGAAUUCGAAGGAACUUUCUUUACAAAUUUUUUGGAAAAACGAAAUUUUGAUGUUUUUUGAAAAAUCGCGAUAACUUUGUUUACAAAACAAGAAAUGACAAAAAUUUUGUUUACUGUGUUAUAAAAUGAUUUUAUUUCAAAUUUUUGAGUAUUGGAAAGGACUUUCUUUACAAAUUUUAUGAAAAAAACGCAAAAACUUUCUUUACAAAACAAAAAACGGCAAGACCAUGUUCGUAUUUUACAAAAAAUAAUCUUUUUUUCAUUUUUAUUUUAUUUUAAAAAUUUCAGGUAAACAUGCAGAACAUUGUACGAGGAGCGCAAGCCCUAUUCCCACCGUCCAGUCAAGUGCUACACGCCUAUUAUGAGAUGGGCUUCCGAGACGGGCUCAAGUUCUUACUUCACAACGGUCUACUGGAACGGGACGAAGGCACGGAAUUGUGA
Molecule: messenger RNA, 5286 nt
Organism: Bursaphelenchus okinawaensis
Lineage: Eukaryota; Metazoa; Nematoda; Chromadorea; Rhabditida; Aphelenchoididae
Source: the annotation of a GenBank genome assembly